This is a messenger RNA of Crotalus tigris (Tiger rattlesnake), 4987 nucleotides long. It is a transcript of the gene DGKI, whose product is annotated as diacylglycerol kinase iota. NCBI's taxonomy places the organism in Eukaryota, Metazoa, Chordata, Lepidosauria, Squamata, Viperidae. Gene Ontology annotation, biological process: diacylglycerol metabolic process; lipid phosphorylation; regulation of synaptic transmission, glutamatergic. The record is from RefSeq and is a predicted model, not a curated record. Gene Ontology annotation, molecular function: ATP-dependent diacylglycerol kinase activity; protein binding. The transcript has 34 exons. Gene Ontology annotation, cellular component: nucleus. Bases 219 to 3335 code for a protein of 1038 amino acids.
AAUGCCCCGCUGCAGCCAGUGCAGCCGCCGAUGGAUGCUGCGGGAAAGUGCUGCCAUUUGCAGCCGCUUGGACCGGUGGCUCGACGAAGGGGCUCCAUUCUGGCCGCGACGGCAGCAGUCGCCCGCCGCCCGGUCUCUGUCCCCGGCUCAAGCCGAUCUGCUGGGCUAGUUCCCAGCGCUUCCUCUCUCCGCCGGGCUGCUGUUCUUUCAGCACCGCUAUGAACCCUGCUUCAGCAGCCGGAGAGGAGAAGGGGGCUGCAGGAGGCAGCGGUCCCGGCGGCAGCACGUGCCGUGGGGCCGAAGGCGGUGGGGACCCUCGCAGUGCUCCCGCCACGGGGGCCGACCCAGAGGUGCCUGGACUAACCGGUCAGAAGGAGGACUCUCUGGAAGAGAAGCUGAAGAGUUUAACCUUCAGGAAACAGGUGUCUUACAGGAAAGCAAUCUCCAGGUCUGGCCUUCAACAUUUGACUCCUGUUCAAAACCUCAACUUGGCCAUCAGUAAUGGACCUGUGAAGGAGCCGAGAAUGGCACUAGAAUGGAGUGAAAAUGCAAUAAAUGGCGAACAUCUCUGGCUGGAGACCAAUGUAUCUGGGGAUCUGUGUUACCUGGGAGAGGAAGGCUGCCAAGUUAAAUUCUCAAAGUCAGCUGUUCGAAGAAAAUGUGCUGCCUGCAAGAUUGUGGUCCACAAUGCCUGCAUGGAGCAACUGGAAAAAAUUAACUUCCGGUGCAAGCCAACUUUUCGAGAAGGCAGUUCCAGAUCACCAAGAGAGAAUUUCGUUCGACAUCACUGGGUUCACAGAAGACGUCAGGAAGGGAAAUGUAAACAGUGUGGAAAGGGAUUUCAACAAAAAUUCUCCUUUCAUAGUAAAGAGAUUGUGGCUAUCAGCUGUUCAUGGUGCAAGCAAGCGUUUCACAAUAAAGUCACCUGCUUCCUGCUGCAGCACAUUGAGGAGCCCUGUUCCCUAGGAGCUCAUGCUGCUGUUAUUGUCCCCCCCACAUGGAUCAUUAAGGUGAAGAAACCUCAGAAUUCACUGAAAAAUUCGACCAGGCGGAAGAAAAGAACCUCUUUUAAAAGGAAAGUCAGUAAAAGAGGAAAUGAGGAGAACAAAGGACGACCUUUUGUAAUUAAGCCUAUCUCUUCCCCUCUCAUGAAACCCUUGCUUGUAUUCGUGAAUCCAAAAAGUGGAGGGAAUCAGGGUACUAAAGUGCUCCAAAUGUUUAUGUGGUACUUGAAUCCACGUCAGGUCUUUGACCUAUCUCAGGAAGGACCAAGAGAUGCGCUUGAAUUGUACAGAAAAAUGCCAAAUCUACGAAUCUUGGCUUGUGGUGGCGAUGGAACAGUUGGCUGGAUCCUCUCCAUUCUGGAUGAGUUACAGUUGAAUCCCCAGCCUCCUGUGGCUGUGCUUCCACUUGGCACUGGGAAUGAUCUUGCUCGGACUCUCAACUGGGGAGGGGGAUAUACUGAUGAACCUGUUGCGAAAAUUCUCUGUCAUGUAGAAGAUGGGGCCAUCGUUCAAUUAGAUCGUUGGAAUCUUCAGGUUGAAAGAAACCCUGAUUUACCCCCAAAAGAACUUGAAGAUGGAACACAGAAGCUCCCCCUCAAUGUUUUCAAUAAUUACUUCAGCCUCGGAUUUGAUGCCCAUGUCACGCUGGAAUUCCAUGAAUCUCGAGAGGCAAAUCCUGAAAAAUUCAACAGCCGGUUUCGAAAUAAAAUGUUUUAUGCCGGGGCAGCUUUUUCAGAUUUCCUUCAGAGAAGCUCUAGAGAUUUAUCCAAACAUGUGAAAGUUGUGUGUGAUGGGACUGACUUGACUUCCAAGAUUCAGGAGCUGAAAUUUCAAUGUAUAGUAUUUUUAAACAUACCCAGGUAUUGUGCUGGCACAAUGCCCUGGGGUAAUCCAGGAGACCAUAGAGAAUUUGAACCUCAGAGACAUGAUGAUGGUUUCAUUGAGGUCAUUGGAUUUACCAUGGCAUCCCUGAAAGGAAGAAAGAAAGAUCUACAUGCAAUAUUUCCUCUCUUUUCUCCUUCUUUAUGUCAUGGAAAGGCUGCUCUUCAAGUUGGAGGUCAUGGAGAGAGGUUACAUCAGUGUCGGGAAGUGACUCUACUAACAUAUAAGUCUAUCCCCAUGCAAGUGGAUGGUGAACCAUGUCGGCUGGCCCCAUCGCUCAUCCGAAUCUCCCUUAGGAAUCAGGCAAAUAUGGUGCAGAAAAGCAAGAGAAGAACAUCCAUGCCUUUGCUCAAUGACAUCCAAAAAGUGCCAUCUGCUGACCUGAGGAGAGUUUCAGCUCCCCCUGAUUCUUUUACCAUCCCCCACGCCAUCCCAGAUCGUCUGAGAAUCAGAGUGAAUAGGAUUAGCUUGCAAGAUUACGAGGGACUGCAUUAUGACAAGGAAAAACUCCGGGAAGUUUCUAUUCCAUUGGGAAUUAUAGUUGUCCGAGGAGAUUGUGACUUGGAGACUUGUCGCAUCUAUGUGGAUCGCUUAGAAGAGGAUUUGCAGUCUGUAUCUUCAACAACACACAGAGUCCACUACCAGGACCAGGAAAGUUCAUUCCCAAGAGUAUUGUCUGUUCAGAAACUAUCCCCUAGAUGGUGCUUCCUAGAUGCAACCUCUGCUGACCGCUUUUACCGCAUCGACAGAUCUCAGGAACAUUUGCACUUUGUGACAGAAAUAUCACAGGAUGAGAUUUUUAUCCUGGAUCCAGAAUUGGGGGCAUCUCAACCAGCUGGAACACCUCCAGGAAUGCCUGAUCUGGUGGUAGAGCAGGCUUCUGGAAUGUCCGAUCGGUGGAAUCCUGCUAUUCGAAAGCGCAUGUUGAGUGACAGCGGUUUGGGGAAGAUGUCUCCCCACUAUGAAGUACCUGAGAAACAGAAGGAGACCAGCCAGGUUCACCUGCUGCAGUCUCCUGUUUCUUCAGAAGAUCAAGCACUUUUACAAUCAGUAAUAGCUGGCGAUUUUCUAAGAUUUGUAGAAUGGUGUAAAAAAGGAGCUAAUCUAUUAAUCUGGGGUCCUGACCACUGUUCCUUGCUUCAUCAUGCAGCAAAGACUGGGCAUGGUGAGAUUGUAAAAUACAUUCUAGAACAUGGUCCUUCUGAGUUACUGGAUAUGACAGAUAGUGAAACGGGUGAGACAGCAUUGCACAAGGCAGCCUGCCAAUGUCACCGUGGCAUCUGCCAGAUGCUGGUAGAGGCAGGGGCAUCGUUGGGGAAAAUGGACUCCAAGGGUAAGACACCUCGAGAUAGGGCCCAGCAGGCUGGGGAUCCAGAUUUAGCCUCCUACUUGGAGAGUCAUCAGAAUUACCCAGUAGUGCCCCACGAGGAUCUAGAGACUGCCGUGUGAUCUCUGUGGUGUGCAAGAGAAAAACUCUAGGAAAUGAUAAAGCUGCACCUGAGGUACUCUUGAGGUGUCGUGUGAGGAAGAAGCAAAUGGAACCACCAGUCUCUCAUUCUCCGGCAAACUCUGAGAAGAAGCCACAUGUUUCUAAGGGCUACGGAAACUUGCCACGGAACUGUUCCCACAUGUCAGCUUGUAGGGAUAAAGGAGGAGACUCAAAGGCCUGGAAAAUCCAUAGGCCAAGGAGAUGUAUUCUCACUGCUCUUCCUAAGUAGCAUGAAUGUUUCCCAUGUUCCUUUUGUAGAAUCUAUUUGAAUAAAUAACAGCAACACAAAAUGUGAGGGAAGAAACAAAAUAACACAAAUAUUCAUAAUCCAGUCAAACAUUUAUCUUCCUCUAACACUUGCCAUGAAACUCUUGUGUUUCCAUUUUCAUGCUCUAUAUUCUUCUUUCAGAUGCUCUGUUGCACAUCAGUAAACCAGCAUCUGUCUCUUUGUGCUAAAUUUUCACCAUUCUGGAUUAAAUCAACUCUGUGUAAAAGGAUCUGGAAUGCUCAUUGCAAAGCCAUAUAAUGAAUUCUCGCUUUAUAUACUGUCCAAGAUUGCAUUAUUACAUCAUUGCUUCUUCUGAACCCAUUUCCUUCCUGUGUUCUUUGGAUAUAUAUUAAGUCUACUAUAGAAAGAAUCAUGCAGAAGAAGUGAUUUUAUUAUCUGUUUAUAAAUAUGAAGGUGUAAAUAUAGGGCACAAAGAAACAGAUCAGGUGAUAGGAAACUGAUAAAUGUCUCUCAGAAUAUUUGUGAGUUUUACUCAGAUUCUAGAGUGAGAAAUUCAUAGAUUCAUUUCAGACCUUAGGCUUGGUGGUAACCUACGAGUGUCCCAAAAUUGCAGAACAAAAAAUGCACCUCAUAGUCACUUUAGUGACCUCUCUGGUGAGAUAUCUUGGUUUCUUUUUUAAUGGUACAAUUGACUACAAUAGACUAGCUAUUUUUGGUCUAAUAUUGACAAACUUUGGUACAAAAAUGAUUCAAGAUGCCAGAUCAUGAUCAUGGGAAAUAUAUCCAUAACAUUUUCUGCUUGUUUAUUUACAUUAAUCUGUAGCUUUUUUACAUUGGCUAAAAGGUAAAUUUGGCUAAAUUUCCUUCAAGUUAAGUUUGACUUAAAACUCAAUGAACAGAUCCCUUUAAUAUUUUUGGGCAAUUGUAAGCAAGUAGUUUGUUACUGUCAUCCUUCUGGAAUAUUUUUUCAAUGUCCCUGUCUAGACUAUAGCCAAGUACUUUCUGGAACUGCCCCAUUCAAGUUCUGAACAAGGCCAGAGAUUAACCAGGUACUGUCACAUGUUGAGACUUAUCUUGGAUACAAGAAACUAAGCAGAAUCUAUGAGCUGACAGAAAAUCAACAUACAUCAAAUGAAAAGAUAUAUACAGUACUCUAAGCUUCUCUAGCAUAGCCUUCCCUAUCUAUCUUACUCUUCUAUGAGGUACACAUUUGAGAUUAUUGACUUGAGAAGAUUAUUCAGAAUGUUGCUUAAAAUUGUAGCUUGAAUACUGCCUUUAGAACAGUGGUUCUCAACCUUUUUAAUGCCGCGACCCCAAUUGGUCGUAAGUCGAGGACUACCCAACCGGUCGUAAGUUGAGGACUAUCCAACUGGUCGUAAGUUG